Tetranychus urticae (two-spotted spider mite) is the source of this 904-nucleotide messenger RNA. Its product is annotated as homeobox protein MSH-B. Gene Ontology annotation, cellular component: nucleus. NCBI's taxonomy places the organism in Eukaryota, Metazoa, Arthropoda, Arachnida, Trombidiformes, Tetranychidae. Gene Ontology annotation, biological process: embryonic morphogenesis; regulation of transcription by RNA polymerase II. Gene Ontology annotation, molecular function: RNA polymerase II transcription regulatory region sequence-specific DNA binding; DNA-binding transcription factor activity, RNA polymerase II-specific. The record is from RefSeq and is a predicted model, not a curated record.
CAAUGUAAAACGAUGUUCAACUAAAAAGUUUGUUCAUUUCAUUUCGAGUUGCUUCUUACACAGUGACUAUAACAUGUCAUUUAUUUAAUGUUAUUUCAUUGAAUCUCAUUGAAGACAAAAUAUUGUUUGUGAAAAUGUCAGACUCUAGCAGUGAAAAGAUGGUCAACAUCAAAAGUGAAGUGAAAACUGAAGUAAAAAGUGAUGUGAAAUCAAGUACUUUUAAUCCCAUCUUUGAAUCGCCCUUUUGCAUGGAAAGAAUUUUAGAGAAAAAAGUUAAAAAGUCGCCAACACCGACCUUACCGACCUUACCGACACCGAGCUCACCACCAGCUAAACCAAUGACACCAUCAAGUCCAUCAAUAUCACCAGCACAAUCACCUGUUCAUUUACCUCAUCAACAUCACCAUCCUUGGCUCAAGCCUUUUGCAUUUACAUCUUUCUGUGAACCUCCAGCAAUCAAAUGUCAAUUAAGGAAACACAAGAGUAAUCGAAAGCCGAGAACGCCCUUUACUACUCAACAGUUACUAGCACUGGAAAGAAAGUUUCAGUCGAAACAAUAUUUAUCAAUCGCCGAAAGAGCAGACUUUUCAACAUCUUUAAACUUAACGGAAACUCAGGUUAAAAUUUGGUUUCAAAAUAGAAGGGCCAAGGAAAAGAGGUUAAAAGAAGCCGAAUUGGAAAAGUUUAAUUUCUCUCGAAGUGCACCCUUCGCCACUUUUGGUUUACAAUUUUAUCCCGCUUUCCAACAACACCAACUCCAAUCUCCACCUCCAGCUCAUAUUGUAAAAUUUGGUCAUCCAACGCAAUUCAUCAAUCGACAAAAUUUAUUAACUAAAUAAAUAAUCAUUUAAAUAUAUUCAAUAUUUAUUCUCAACUAUUAACCAAAAAUGACACUUUUUGAUUC